AUGUCGCUCUCCAAACCGUCAAAAGAACCAACUCCCCCGCCGACGCCCCCAAGCGAGCCCCAGGCGACCGACAUCCCGCUCCCUGAGUCGCCUUUAGUCCUUCCGCCCGCCGGCUCUCCAUUCUGGACUACUGUCGCAGCCCAAGAGAUCCACCACCUUGGUGACAUCAUCGACGACAAGAUUCAGGACAAUCCCAACUCCGUGAGCGACGUCGACAACACAACCAACUCGAUGCAGGAAUCUUCAACUGAAGAGCGCAGCCUCACGCCCCCAGCCGAAGCCCGUGAGGACCAUCAACUUGUCGACCUCGGCGAUAAGAACACCGAUGACAAGCCCACUGCCAUGGACGACGUCGACAACACAACCACGAACUCCAAGCGCAACUCCAUGUCCACCAGCCAAGACCAAGAGCGCCGCAGUCUUACCCCUCCACUCGACCAAGUCAUGAACGAACCUUCAGAGCCCGAGCCCGAGCCUGAGGCUCUGCGCACCCUUCCAAAGGCAAAGAUCCCAGACAUGCUCGCACAACUGAGCCAAAGGAUUACCGACCUCGAAGCCGCUGAAGACGCCCAGAACAACGGCACUUGCUCUACCUCUAGACUUCUGGAGACCCAACAAAGACUUCGUGACGCUACUUCUUCUCUUCUCUUGGAUGCACUGGCUGUUGCUUCUGUUGUUAUGGCUGAGGAAGGAGGAGAAGACACUGAGGCGUCGGUGGCGUCGGUCAAUCCAGCCCUGGUCCCGCUCCCGUCUGAUGAUGUGAAUGAAGACGGUCUUGAGUCGGGGCCGGAGGAGUACAUCGAGGAUUUCCUGCUGCCGUCGCUCGCCAGUAGAGCUGGAGAUUACCUUGAAACCGUCCACUACGAGGAUGGCAACCACGAAGAGGAAGCGCUCCAGUAUCCAGGUCCGACUGGCAUUCAAGUUCCUUUCCCGCCUUCGUUGUCUGAAUAUGAUGUGGAACUGGAACUUGAAGAGCAAAAUUCCCCCAGCCUUGUUCCCACGUUCAUCGCCGACAACCUCAAAGCCCAAAACAAAGACCAUCAACACCUCCCCGACAUAAUCCCCACGUGCACUUCCUACGACGACAUGGACUGGAGCGAUCUCCUCCCUGCCCGUGCCGCUCCCGAAGACAGUUCUCAGGCAACGAGCUCAGACUCUAAAUCAUCGCUUGCCGUUCAACUCGAUCCAGCUGACGUCCCACUGCCCGAGGACGACCCCUUUGACGUUCCAUUGGCGCUCCAUGGGCAUGAUGAUGGUUCUGGGCUUCCGGAUUAUUCGGACCUUGAAGCCUUGGGAGAUCAUGGAGAGAUUGGAGACCAUGGAGAUCUUGUUCUAGGGGAUGAUGAAAGUGACAGUUCGCAGUUAUUCGUUGAUGACGGGAGCCCACUGCCACAUUGGAGGACGUUUCUUGUCACUACGUCGUCGGAAGAUAAGCUCGAGGCGAGUCCGGAGGAGGCACAGGUUAAGUCUGAUGCCCAUGCCGAUGUCGAGGCCGAUGCCGGCAAUGCUGCCGAUGCUGCUGAUGACAAGCAAGCCGAAUGCCUUCUUCAGGAGAUGGUUACAGGAGAAAAGAGACCGAGCAAGGAAGAAAAGGGCAAGGGAAAGGCAGAGCAACAGGACCACGACAACCACGACAGCCAUCCGUCCUCUUCCAUCUCUCCCUGCGCUCAGGUUGUACCGCCGGCACUCAACCUGUCCCAACAGAUUGUCAACACCGAGUAUGAGGCUCAACAGCAGCAACAGCAACAGGAGCCAGAGCAGAUGGUCUCGGUCUCUCCUCGGUCGCCGCAAGUGUCGCCGUAUUCUCCGGCGGCGAUGGCUCCUGUAGCUUUGUUGGCACCGCCUAUCGCACCGGUCGCGCCAAUGGGAUCUAUCUUGCCGGAUCAGCAUAUGGGAACUGAUCAGCUCCCACCUCCCCAACCAGUGGUAGUCCCCGAACUACAACAACCCGAAGCCGCCCCUUGCCCUGGAGGUGGUACUCAAGGCCAGCCGACCACCCCUCCGACUGCCACUGUCUAUGUCGAUGUCGACAAAGCGACAGAACAUGAACCCAAAGACGAUCGUUACUCCCCACUACCCGCUUCUUCAUCCCCUUUACUCUCCCGCUCGUCGCCAUACAGAGUUUCCAAAUCUUCGCAGCCGCAGCCGCGAGAGUCGCUGCUGCACUCGGUGCCAUAUACCCCAGCGGUAGUGCCUUGGGAUGAACAGAGGGAUCUACGUCUGCUUCCUCCGCUUCCAGAGCCUGAGCGCCUCCCGACGUACACGCGGAUUUCGAAGACGACGGAUAACUCGAGGGUUAUGCCGAUGUGGUUUGAGGGGUUUAGUGCUCAAGAAUGGUUCCUAAUCGAGCCCGCCGCCAACCUCUUCUACCGCCGCAUCCGACACCACUGGCACCCCUACCUGCCUCAAUGGCCUCCCUACAUCAUUGGCCCCACCCCCUUAAUCAUGGAACUCUCUCAAAUCGGCAAGGACGGACUGGCCGGCGAAAUCAACAUCCUCCUGCACUGCGAGCGGUACUCGCCCCCCGGAUUCAUGCCGUGCCAGCAACUUCGAUCCUUCACCAAGUUCAUCCGCGACUGCUUGAGUCUGCAAAACAUCCGCGACAUCACGGUGCCUGACUUCCAGACUGUGCACGAGUGCAAGACCUGGCUUGAGACAGUCACAAAAAAUGGAAGGAUGCUCUCCUUCAUGGCGCUGCACUGCCAUGUCGAGCGCCUGCGGUCCGGCGUCUCGCCGGGGACGCACGAGUUCCUGGAUGCGAUACGCGACAUGGGAUGCCAACUGGGCUGGAACGAAGGGGUAUAUUUCUCCAAGACUUCGGUGUUGCAGGAGUUUAAACAUGUGCCAAGGUAUGACUCGUCCUCGACGCCGUUUAUUAGUCUGAGAGGGAACCCGAAUCAACAGAAUCUCGUCAAUCCGGGCCAACACUUCGACUACGGCCAAGGCAAGAGCACGGAUUACUGCAUUGCGCUGAGGGCGGAUCACCCUUACCUGAACAUCAGGGUGACGCUGGCGGCGCUGAAUACCCUCAGCUUCGAGUGGCCGCAGUGGGUGGGCCCUCCGGACGCCUGGGUCAAGAGUUGGGACCCUUGCGAUGAGGAGGUGGUGGGGCCACCGAGAAGGGUACGUCUUGCCGAGAUUAGGGUCAGGAGAAAGGAUUUGUACGAUGAGUACGUGGCCUUGAAGGGACGGGUGGAUGGGUGGUUUGAAAACCACCCGGAGCCGCCGAGGACUGCGCUUGUUGCGGGAGGCAUGGGGUCGAGGUCUUGCGCUUGUCGUCAUUGCCGUUAUGUAACCUCUCAUCAGCAUCAUCAUGAUGGCGAGAGUGAGUGUGAAUGUGAUGAUGAGACGCCCAGUUCAUCGGGUAACUCUUCUCCGAGGAGGACUAGAUCGGGUUUUGAUGGGCUGCAGCCGUUCCCUAGACCGAGGCCGCUGCCGGAACCGCCCAGGCCGGGAUUCAGUAGCCUGGCAGAUGCGGAUGGAGAGAGUAUCUUGACAAAAGAGGAACUGGCAAGUGUGCGUCGGGCUGAAAGAAUGGUGGACAAGUUGGACAGGAACAUUGACAAGGGCCUCUUGGCUUUGAACCCUCUCAAACGGCGAAAGACCGGGGCCUCUGCGGAACAGGCUGAGGCAACGAAUGCCGAGGCGGAGAAUGUUGACGAGAAGGCCGCAGAGCCUGACACGAGGACCGAUGCUCAGAAGGAAAGGCAGCGCCGAAGGAACAGAAAGAAGAAGGAACAAGAAAAGGAGGCGAAGAAGAAGAAGGCCGCCAGGUCCGAAGUGGUCGCCGAAUCGAAGGCCCAGAUUUAUGAAUCCCUCAAGACCGGCGGAUUUAACCGAGAGGCAAUCAAGGAUGUGCUCAACGAGACCAUGGCAAAGAUUGGGCCGAAGUCAGGUGCUCCCGAGGACGAGUCCAGAGGUCAGGUCCUUGCGAAUAAGGACGGUCUGAGCCCAGAGGAGGAGGCUCGCUUUCGAGAUUCGGUGAAGCCUCUUUAUGCCGAACAUCUCAGGCGUAAAGAGGCAGGUGAUAGCACCAAACUUUUUGGCAAGUUUGAGAUCCCGGCCGAUAUUUCCGAAGAGGACUUCUUCGAGGCCUUCCUCAAUAAUGUCGUCGUUGUCGAGACAAACGACAAGGAUGGUUUUGCGAUUGAUUGGAAACCUGAUGCAGAAGAGGGUACUCAAAGUCAAGAGGCCUUGGUUGACAGCAAGGGUGGCAGGUGUGUUCCCGAAGAGGCGCAGCAAAGUGCUCUUGACAAUCAGCUUGGACACGCUAGCACCGAACACUCAUCUGUCAAGGAGCAGGAAGCGCCUGCAGAAGCAGUCAAGCCUCAGCCGAAAGACGUUCACUCAACAGCAGGCCCUUCCACACACGAUGUUCCGGAUCACGAUACCUCCGACGUUGCUCAACCAAAGGAACUGGACGACAUCGCCUCAGCAGAUGUCUCACAGCCUGCUGCAGAGCCAUCCACCGGUCCCGAAGCCGCUCCCGAAGCCGCUCCCACUGUCCUCCCCACUGAUAUUCCCGCUUCUCCGCGUGACACACCCAACCAUGACGCCACCUCCACCCCCAACCCGCCUCCCCUCGACAAAUCCAAAGAAGCCUCCAAAGCCAAGAAAGAGCGGCGCAAGCUCCGCAAGCGUCUCGACCGCGAGAAAGAAGAAGCCCGUCUCCGCGAACAAGCUGCCGCGCGCGAAGAACUCCGUCGCCAAGCCGAAGCUCGGCACCAAGCCGAGCUCGAUCGAAAAGUGGGCGAAGCCCAAAGGAAGCUCGACGAAGAGAAGGCCCGGCGGCUGGAGCAACAUCAGAAGGAGGAGGCUGCUCGGUUGCAGAGGCUGAAGGAAGAGGAGGCCCGUUUGCAGAAGGUCAAGGAGGAAGAGGCGAGGAGACGGGAGGAGGAGGAGGUGAGAAAGAGGGACGAGGAGCAGCGGUUGGCUGAAGAGGAGAAGAAGAGGCAAGAGGAAGAGUUGAGGAAAGAGGAGGAGAGGAAGAAAGAGGAGGAACGGAUUGCUGAGGAGAAGAAAAGGAAGUUUGAGGAGGAGGCUAGGCUGCAAGCGGAGAAGGAGUGGUAUGCUAUGCAGGAGCAGAAGAAGUUGGAGGAGGCGGUCCGGGAAGAGGAGGCUAGGCGGCUCGCGCUGGAGGCUAAGCAGAAUGCCGAACUGGAAGCCAGGCAAAAGGCUGAACUGGAAGCUAUACGGCUGGCUGAAGUUGAGGCCAAACUUAAAGCUGAAGAAGAGCGAAAAGCUGAGCAGAAGCGGAAGGCUGCCGAGGCCAAGCGCAAGGCCGACGAGGCAAAGAAGGCGGCCGAGGAGGUCAAGAAAAAGGCGGAGGAAGCUCGACAAAAGGCCGAAGAGGACACCAGGCGUAAGAAAGAGGAGGAAGCCAAGCGCAUAGCCGAGGAGAAGAAACGUCAAGCUGAAGCAAAGCGACUGGCUGAGGAGAAGCGGAAAGCCGAAGCCGCUCGCCAGGCUGAAGCUAAGCAACAGCGGCAAGCGGAACUCAAGCAACAGGUCGAAUUAGAACGCCUUGCCGAGGAGAAGCGGAAAGCUGACGAGGAGAAAGGGAAAGCCGACGAGGCCGCUCGACAAGCUGAGGCCGCUUUUCAGGGCGAACUGCAACGUCAAGCCCAUGAAGCCGAACGGAAAGCCCAUGAAGCCGCACAAAAAGCCAAAGCCGCUGUUCAGGCUGAACUUCAACAGGAUGCCAAAAAGCGCAAAGCCGCGGAAGCUAAGAAACGCGCGGCCGAGGCAAAGAAGAAGGCUGUUGAGGAAGUUGAACGUCGUCGUCAGGCUGAUUUGGAGGCUGCUGCUCGUCGAGCUCAGGAAGAGCAGCAGCGUCGGGCCAGAGAGGAGGCUGAGCGGUUGAAGAGGGAGGCGCAGGCUGUGAGGAAGGCGGAAGAGGAGGCCAUUCGGAGGGCGAUGGAGGAGGCGAGGGUUAGGCGUGAGGAGGAGGCUAGGAUUCGGCGUGAGAAGGAAGAGGCUGAACGGUUAAAAAGGGAGGCUGAGAAGCUGAAGAAGGAAGUAGAAGAGGCGAGGGAGAGGGCUGAGAGGGAAGAGGCGAGGAAGAAAGCCGCUGAAGAGGUCAAGCGCCGGAAGAAAGCUCAACGCAAGGCGGAGGCAGAGGCCAAGCGAAAGACCGAAGCUGAAGCUGCUCGGGUCAAAGCUGAGGGGGAGGAAAAGCUGCGGCAGAUGUUGGGGAUUCAGCAGGUUGACAACUCCCUUACCCUUGCUGAGCAAAAAGCCACUCCCUUUCACGAACAGCAGAUCCUCCUCCAAGAAGCCUGGCACCAAAUCGACGAGUCCCUGCUUCUCUCCCAACAGGCGCAUAACUCCCUUCUCCGCGCUCAACACCACAACUCUGAGGCAUUCCGCCAACUCGGAGAAGCCGACCUUCUUCUCUCGCUCUCGCAGGACGUCUCGCAAGACUGCCAGACCCCCCAAGAUGCUCCAAGUCUGAUCUCCGCCCGGCAUCGUUUCGACGAAGCGAUCCUCCAAGCGCAAGAGGGCUACCGUCUCCUACAGGAAGCAUGGGACUACCAUGACUCUUCAAUGCGCACCGCCGAGGAAGGCCAUCGCUUACUAGUGGAGGUUGGUCAUGAGGGCGAGCAUCAUCGGUCCGCUCAGCAAUACUCUCUGGUUGAGGCCCGCCACCACAACGAUGAGGCGUUCCGGAGAGCAGAGGAGGGCCGCCGUGGUCUUGAGGAGGCGUUUGCGAGGAUGGGAAUUUCCCUCCAGCAGUCCGAUAAGGACAUGCACCAUCCCCAUGCAGAUAACCACAGCCAAACUUCCGAGCAAGAACCCCACACCAUCCUCAUCACCACCCCUCCCACCACUCACCACCAGCUGUCCGACCCAGAAGCAGAAACAGAGGAGACCGAGACCUUAUCCUCCAGCUUUGACUCCAUGUCCACCACCACUAGCGGUGAUCUGCCAGGUAACCCAUCCGACGACCGUCCCUACGAGGAGCGCCUAGCCGCCUUCAUCAACGAUCAACUCGUUACCUAUGGCGUUUGGGACCCGGAGUCGUUUUAUGUUCGGUAUGACCCGUGCAACCCGAGAGGUCCGCGGGCGCAUGAGAUGCUAGUGGCGAGUGAGAGAGGGAGCCAUGGCGAUGCUGCCGGAAGCGAUGUAAGGGGCGUGAAGGAGGCGUGGUGGUGA
Neurospora tetraspora is the source of this 7155-nucleotide messenger RNA. RefSeq lists its product as uncharacterized. The record is from RefSeq and is a predicted model, not a curated record. The transcript has 5 exons. Bases 1 to 7155 code for a protein of 2384 amino acids. Lineage: Eukaryota; Fungi; Ascomycota; Sordariomycetes; Sordariales; Sordariaceae.